Molecule: messenger RNA, 2061 nt
Organism: Acytostelium subglobosum LB1
Lineage: Eukaryota; Evosea; Eumycetozoa; Acytosteliales; Acytosteliaceae
Exons: 4
Coding region: 1-2061 (686 amino acids)
Biological process (GO): negative regulation of transcription by RNA polymerase II
Cellular component (GO): Sin3-type complex
Molecular function (GO): histone deacetylase binding
Source: RefSeq, a predicted model, not a curated record
AUGAUAAAGGAGGCUAUCAAGGAUACAACAUCAACAUCAUCAAUGGAUAAGAGUGAUGCAACUACAACAACAACAGACAAACCUAAAGCAACAGAAUCUGUUGUGGCUGUCACUGACAAAAUGGACAUUGACUCUACAUCUGUGACAGCAGAUGUGUCAUCUACAACCUCAACAACAACAACAACACCAACAACAUCUUCAUCUACAUCGACAUCAACAUCAGAUAAUAACAGUAGUAAUACAUUAACAGACACUAGCAAUAGCAAUAGUGGUGACAGUAGUAGCAAUGGUGGACAAGGUGACAAGCCUGUUGAACAAACACAACAAGUAGUUCAAUCCGUGAUGGAGGAUGGUCCAACAAAGCAGGACAAUAAGGAUGUUGUUGAUACACCAAACAACACAGAAAAAGAGGUUGAGACUGCGAGGAGCGAGACAAAGAAUGAGACAACGACUGUGAUGAAAGUCGACAGUGUUGAGAGUGACCACAGCAAGAAGAGUGAGGAUGUGAAGAAGCCUGCUGAGGAGGAGAAGAAGAAGGAUGACGAGUCAAUCGUUGAGAAAGAGCAAGAAAAAGGAAAGGAGAGUACAUCAAAGUUAGAGGACGGAGAGGUGGAGUCGGACAGCAAUACCAAAAAGGAGGAGUUACCAUCAUCCUCGACUAUUGUCGACAAGAACAAUGUAGAUAGUGAGACUCUGACCAAGAGUGUGGAUAUAAAGGAGAACAGUGGCGAUACUACAUCGACGACUACAAAGAAUGAUGAGCCACAUAAGACACCAUCAACAGAGACGUUAUUGUCAGCACCAGUACCAGUGCCAACAGAGGCAGCUCCAUCAGUAGCAAAGGAUGUAGAGAUGGAGUCGACCAAGACAGACAUUGAUAUGGUGGAUCAGGAGAAGCAAGAGUCAGUCGAUAAACAGGAACAUCCAUCCACCACUACAUCUACAUCAACGGAGCCUCCAGCAGCGCAUGUCUCAGCGCCACCAGCAGCAGAACAAGCACAAACAUCAUCCUCAUCAUCAUCAUCAACCUCAACAACAACAACAACAACACAGACACAGACACCAUCAGAUGUGGAACAACAGAGGAAGGCAAAUAUCGAUAUGAUUACCAAUCCAACAAGCGAUGAUUCAAUGAUCAUAUCAAGACAGGAUAGUGUAGCGCCAUCAACUACAACAACGACAACAACAUCAACUACAGAGACACCAACAUCAUCCACAGAAGCACAUACACAAACUACAUCCAACAUCAAUGACAUCAUCAACAAUAACAAUAACAACAACAAUAACAAUAAUAAUGUAGCAGUAGCAGUAGUAGAGGAAGAAUACAAGUUGGAUGAAGUCGAUCAGAAUAUGCUUGAUAGUGAGUGCGCGGCAUCAAAGAACAAGGCAGCGGCGAUGAGAGAACAGGAGUCGAACGAACAGGCAGAGCCAGGCGAGUAUGACGAGGAUGAGUUGGAGCGAGAGAGACUCAAACGAGAGUACAUCUCUGUUACAAAGUCAAGCUAUCACGCCAACAAAGAGGCCAACCUCGAGACUAAGAGGAGGAUCGAAUGUCUGAAUCAGAUGGAGCGCAUCGAGAAGGAGUUCUCCGAGCUGAAAGAGAGGUUCUUCAGUGACAAGCUGGCGCAGAUCAAGAAGGAGAUGGAGGAGAUCAAAGUUGGUGGAAAUCAAACAAUGCAACAUAAAAUGGAUGAGCUAAAGAGGAAGAAGGAGAGGAAGUUGCUGAUGGCAGAGUCUUGGAGGAAUUACCAACUUCAGAACAUACAACACUUGUUCGAGUCUGAGAAGCAACAGUUUGAGAGUGAAUAUGAUGAGGAGACAGGAUUACUUAAGGAUAGAAUGGUGAUUGCACUACAAGAGAAACAAAAGAGGAUAUCAGAGGAGAAGGAAUCAUUCAAACUGACGGAUGGAGAGUCUAGAAUUGCCUCGAGACCUAGAAGGAGGCAACUGGAGAAGCAGCCACAACCCAAAGUACAGAAGAAAUAUACUCCAUCAUCAAUCGUAUAUGCACUAAAGGAUAAUGAGAUCAAUGAUGACUUUAAUAUCAUAUCAAGGCGAUAG